AUGUCGCAUACCAUUGAUGAUGCCCAAUCCGUGACUGAAAGUCUACCGGAUGCCCCCGGGGGCGCCCCUACCAAACAGUCGUACCGAUCAUUCAAGAAGAAGUUCGCGAAGCUUAAGGUUAAGUUCGAGCUGCAGAUGCGAGAGAGCGAGUCUCUCAUCCGUGAAGGGUUGCGUAUCGAGGAUCUGUCCAAGAGGAUUCAGGCACAGAAUGAUCAGCUCCUAGAAGUUCUCCUGGAAUUCAACGACAGUCUCCAUGUGUCCCCAAGUGUGCGGUACGAUCUGAGCGCGCCGGAAGAUGCAUCCUUCUUACCACCACCCGAGCGAGACAUUCCGAAAUCGUACAAUGACCCUGUCGUAGCGAGCUCUGUCUUACAAGAAGCCAAGGCUAGACUGGCUGCUGGACGUUUGUCUAGCGAUGCUUAUCGUGAGGUGGAGGAGGAUGUCAAGCGCGGACAGGCUUUUGCACCGCGUAUGCAGUACAGCACUCUGUCGACAUUCCCCCAUUCCGCGCCUUUGCAGCCAGAGAACCCCGACGACUGGAAUCCCGCGCAAGAACUUGGGUUUCUCACCCCCGAAUACGAGACCGAAUAUUGCCUGGCUCUGGAUGCUAAACUGGGCGACGAAGAGGCCCUGGAGCAGCUUGAGGUUGUUCCCAAAAAGCCAUCACUAGCGGAACGCGAGAGAGAGGCUGCUCUUCGGAGCCACGUCUCUGUACACAAUUGGUUACGCCAGAAUCAGCCCCAAAUAUUCCUGCAGGACAACGAAAACGCCUCGGAAAAGUCCGGCUCUCGACCCUCCAAUCUACGCACUUCCAAGCGGGCUCCGGCCCAAUCACGCAAAGAGGAGGAUGUGUAUGAUGAUGACAGUAUCCUGGAAACUGCGUCCACCUCUGGAGGUACGAGAGGCAAACGCAAGCGCGAUGAAGAUAGCGGUUAUCGGCCCAAGGGUGGUAGCAGUCGCUCAAACCGGAAGAAGAAGGAUGAUGAGAAUGCCACCCCCAAACGCCCUUCGAAGCGAUCUUCGGGCGUAGGUGCCUGA
This is a messenger RNA of Aspergillus luchuensis, 1038 nucleotides long. RefSeq lists its product as uncharacterized. Gene Ontology annotation, cellular component: nucleus; Ino80 complex. The coding region runs from base 1 to 1038 and encodes 345 amino acids. The record is from RefSeq and is a predicted model, not a curated record. Gene Ontology annotation, biological process: chromatin remodeling. The transcript is spliced from 3 exons. NCBI's taxonomy places the organism in Eukaryota, Fungi, Ascomycota, Eurotiomycetes, Eurotiales, Aspergillaceae.